Messenger RNA from Carica papaya (papaya), 921 nucleotides. NCBI's taxonomy places the organism in Eukaryota, Viridiplantae, Streptophyta, Magnoliopsida, Brassicales, Caricaceae. The record is from RefSeq and is a predicted model, not a curated record.
CAAUAUAUGGUUUGUUAUUGGUUUGUUCUAACACGAAUCUGUGCGAUUACUGGUACUAUGGUCCCUGCCGUGUUUUCUUUUAAAGACUGCGCGUGAAGUAAUUCGCAUUUUAUAUGUACAACACGAAUCAUGGUGGAUUUCCGUUGCUGUUUUAUUGACCUUAGUUCUAUCUUGGACUUAUCUAGCCAGUUCGUUACUCUUUUCCAGACUACUGGUUAUAGUGGGAUUAUUACUUUCAUAAAUGGUGGUGAUUUUGCAGUCUCUUCAAUAGUCCAGGUUGUUGGCAUAAUUAUCUGCCUGCAUGCUGCCACAAAAAUUUCCAGUAGAGCCCAAGGCAUUGCAUCAAUUGCAAGCAGAUGGCAUGCCUUCUCAACAUGUGGGUCUUCAGAUUCAUCUCACCUGAGGGUUUCUAACAGCAUGGGAAACUUGGAAGCAGCCAACCAAUUUAACCAACUGCACAUCAACUAUUCUGAGAGUGAUUUGGAGUCAAUGGAUUACGCUGCAAUGCCAAUAAAUUCACAGAUGGCUUCAUAUAUGUCCUCGUACCAAAAAAGACAAGCCUUUGUAUUGUAUUUGCAAAUGAAUCCUGGUGGCAUCACUAUAUUCGGAUGGACAGUUGAUCGGGCUCUUGUGAACACCAUAUUUUUCAUCGAACUCACACUGGUUACAUUUGUGCUGGGAAAAACCGUUGUUUUCACCUCUCGCUGAGAUCUCAUGGCUAAACAAUUCCAAAGCUGUGUUCUUGGCUAUGUUGUUGUAUGCGUCUGUAAAUAACACAACAUAACAGAUAUUUACACCCCUCCUACAUUCAAAGCAACAACAUAAGACUCAAAGCAUCGUAAUUUCACACGCCAUCCUCAGGUUUGCAUUACUGUUUACCGUUCUCCUCCAUUGAAUUUGAGUUCAAAUGCUUGCUUGUUA